Messenger RNA from Cylicocyclus nassatus, 288 nucleotides. NCBI's taxonomy places the organism in Eukaryota, Metazoa, Nematoda, Chromadorea, Rhabditida, Strongylidae. The record is from the annotation of a GenBank genome assembly.
AUGUCAGGCUAUUAUGAAGAAAAACUCAAAUUACAGGUUACUGAUAGUGAGCGACUUGGCGACUACUGCGGAGAGACGGUGCACUUAAUUCCACAUUUUACGGAUGCAGUAAUCCAGUGGGUUGAGCAAGUGGCCAGGAUUCCCGUUGAUGGCACAUUGGAAAGGCCAGACGUUUGCAUCAUUGAGGUUGCUUCCUUGCCCUGCGGAGAAGGAAAUGGGCUGACAGUGCUGCAGCAAAAGGAGACGAGGAGAAAAAAGGAAGUGAGUGGAUUACCACACAAAUCUUAA